Messenger RNA from Penicillium samsonianum, 1086 nucleotides. Its product is annotated as sucrase/ferredoxin-like domain-containing protein. The coding region runs from base 1 to 1086 and encodes 361 amino acids. The record is from RefSeq and is a predicted model, not a curated record. The transcript has 2 exons. Lineage: Eukaryota; Fungi; Ascomycota; Eurotiomycetes; Eurotiales; Aspergillaceae.
AUGCGACCAAUACUCGCGCAAUCGCUCACGCGCGACUGGAGCGGGCGAACCUAUCGAAACUGCCAAACCAUCCGCCUACUGUCCAGUACCCCUCAACGCAGCAGCAGACUCCGCGCGCGCCUGAAAAUCCCCCCUCCCUUCCCCGUUACCAAGACCUGCCCUGAAACAAGCUGCAAUUGUCCGCCCACGCCCGCCCUACCGGAGGGUUUACCGAUCGAUCAUGAACAAGCCUUAAAUGGCACGAUGGUUGCCUACGCGCAGCAGCUUCUUGUGUGCACAGGACAGCAAGACUGGACGAGCCGCAUUGAGGAUGAUGGCGAAAAUAAAGGCUGGGGCAACCUUGUGAGAGGACUGAAGAGCCUGCUAGGUCGUGGCGGGCCAUAUCUUGAUCCUUUCAACAAUAUAUUGGUCACGAAUUCAUCUAUCGCGCCACCUACAAGCUCCUCCCCCGCCUCAGCUUCGGCAUUCCUCUUCCCCAGCUUCAAAUACAUCCCCUCAAUACCCGUGAACACGGCCUCAUCACCCGGUCAAACAACCGAUCUAACGACCUUCGUACGAGCAUAUCUUCUCCCCGAACGACUCCACGACAUGCACUCCUCUCUCCCCGCAACCAAACAAGCAGACAUGACCCGAUCCCCGGAGCUAGCAUCAAACUUCCCAGGAGUAAUCGACAUCAACCACUCUCCGACAGUGUUAAUAUGCGGACAUGGAGGUCGCGAUAUGCGCUGUGGUGUCAUGGCCCCUGCCUUGGAAAGCGAGUUCAAGCGCGUGCUGCAGGCGCGAGGAUUCACCUCCGCGGACAGCGGUGGAACCACGGUGGAUGGCCUUAACCAUGCUAAUAUUGGUCUAAUGAGUCAUGUUGGAGGACACAAAUAUGCAGGCAAUGUGAUUGUUUAUAUCCCGCCGAAGAUGACAGUGAGAACUUCUUCAGAGCCUCACCCGCUGGCGGGUAAGGGGAUCUGGUAUGGCCGCAUUGAGCCUAAGCAUGUGGAGGGGCUUGUCGAGGAGACUAUUCUCGGCGGGAAAGUGGUUGCGGAUCAUUUCCGGGGUGGCAUUGACAGGAAUGGUGAUAUUUUGAGGAUGUAG